Scatophagus argus is the source of this 3320-nucleotide messenger RNA. RefSeq names its product selenoprotein N (gene selenon). NCBI's taxonomy places the organism in Eukaryota, Metazoa, Chordata, Actinopteri, Scatophagidae. Gene Ontology annotation, cellular component: endoplasmic reticulum membrane. Gene Ontology annotation, biological process: skeletal muscle fiber development; calcium ion homeostasis. The transcript has 12 exons. The record is from RefSeq and is a predicted model, not a curated record.
UGCUUCUAGAUUAGUUGUGGGAUAUAAGAAAUCUGUGCUGCUAGCUAACGUUCCACAGCUGUCGCCAGCGAGUUUAACGGCCGGAAAAGACCAGCAGUCCCCGGCUUUCAAGAUAACAGAACUGUCGGGAGAUUCUCAACACUUUAAGAGAGAAAGUUUACACUCAACGAUCACUGCGGGUAACCUUUUUGGCCGCAAUCCGACGGCAAUGCUCUCGUCUAAAUAGCUGUCGUGGAGGUCGAGGAUGGCCGCAGACGUGGAUAAAACAUCCCCCGAGGAUAGGAGCAACAUUUCACCGCAGAAUGGGCAUCAGAGUCCGGGCUCUGGAUCCCGGAUCUCCAAGGGGCUGUGCACUCUGCUUUUAGUCGCUGCCGUCCCUCUUCUCGCCUUUGGGAUCAAGUAUUACCAAGAUGCCCUGCUGCUCAAACGUCAUGAAGAGAGUGUUCGGACUCUGGGUGCCGAGGGGCUUUUCCUUUUCUCCUCCUUAGAUACCGACCAUGACCUUUAUCUCAGCCCGGAAGAGUUUAAACCUAUUGCUGAAAAACUCACAGGAAUUACACCCCCUGUGGAUUUUGAGGAGGAGGUUACCCAUGACCCCAAUGGAGAGACUUUAACCUUGGAGGCCAAAAUGCAGCCUCUGAUGCUGGACUCCAUGACAAAAAGCAAGGAUGGUUUCCUCGGGGUGUCUCACAGCUCUCUGAGCGGGCUGCGGUCUUGGAAGAGCCCAGCAGUGCCUUCUUCUUCCUUCUUGGCCAGCCAGUUCAGGGCCUUCUUGCCCCCGAAGAAUAAAGUCGAGGUGGGAGACACGUGGUGGGUGAUUCCUAGCGAGCUCAACAUCUUCACUGGGUACUUGCCCAACAAUCGUUACCACCCUCCCACACCGAAGGGCAAAGAGGUUCUCAUCCACUCCUUGUUGAGUAUGUUCCACCCGCGGCCCUUCGUCAAAUCACGCUUUGCUCCUCAGGGCACAGUCGCCUGCAUUCGUGCCAGCAACGACUUCUAUUAUGACAUCGUUUUCAGGAUUCAUGCAGAAUUCCAGCUCAAUGAUGUUCCAGACUUUCCCUUCUGGUUCACUCCGGGGCAGUUCACUGGAAACAUUGUUCUGUCUAAAGAUGCAUCUCACGUCCGUCACUUUCACCUCUACGUCCCGAAUGACAGGUCUCUGAAUGUGGACAUGGAGUGGCUGUACGGGGCCAGCGAGAGCAGCAACAUGGAGGUGGACAUCGGAUACCUGCCACAGUUAGAGCUGGAGUCCACAGGCCCGUCCACUCCCUCCAUCAUCACGGAUGAGAAGGGCAACAUCAUCGACAGUCGAGACGGCAGCAGCGAGCCAAUCCAGUUUGUCUUUGAGGACAUCCACUGGACCUCGGAGCUCAGCCGGGAAGAAGCCGCUCGACGCCUGGAUGUCACCUUCUACCCCUUCAAGAAGGUGUCCUAUCUGCCUUUUUCAGAGGCCUUUGAGCGAGCCAAAGCAGAAAACAAACUGGUGCAUUCCAUUCUGCUUUGGGGAGCAUUGGACGACCAGUCCUGCUGAGGUUCAGGGCGAACUCUCCGGGAGACAGUCCUGGAAAGUUCGCCCGUCCUGGCCCUGCUCAACCAGAACUUCAUAAGCAGCUGGUCUCUGGUCAGAGAGCUGGAGAACAUGCAGGCUAAUAAGCAGAACCUCGAGUUGAGCGAAAAGGCCCGAUUACACCUGGAGAAGUACAGCUUCCCUGUGGAGAUGAUGGUGGCACUGCCCAAUGGAACUAUUGUCCACCACAUCAAUGCCAACUUCUUCCUGGACCAGACCGCCAUGAAACCGGAGGAGGAAGGAGCAACUUUCAGCUUCUCUGGUGGGUUUGAGGACCCCUCCACAUCCACGUAUAUCAACUUCCUGAAGGAGGGGUUGGAAAAAGCCAAGGAGUACCUGGCACAGUAAUUUGUGUGAGGAGGAAAUGAUAGUCAUUCCUCUGGGUAAUGAUCCAAGAGAAGGAAAACCCUCCAGCCAUUAUGUAGAAACGCUUUCAUCAUCGGCGUUGGCAGCUGAAAAAAACAUUUAUGCCUUCUGUCAUCUUUGGUACUAUUUAUUUGGUUGUCUCAGAAAGUUUUAUAUACAGUAUUUGUAUUGUGACAACUAGGCCAUAGAAAUGAACCACAGAGAAAUAUCGCCUCUCAAACCUGCUGUGACGGUCAGUAUAGAAUAAUUUCAUGACAUACUAUGCUUUGCACACUGAGCAGUAACAGACACAUAAACACAUUUAGAUCUGCUCCCUCUGCUUGUAGCUGCUGAUUUAUGGUGACAGUAUAAACACAGGCCAUUCCUAAGCACUAUAAACGUGCUACAUUUUUUUGUUUGUUUUUAAAUAUGUCCUGGUGUUGCAUGUGCAAUAUUUAAUGGCAAAGUGAGCUUUCCUGCUGCUGAGCGUGCCCAGAGAUGGAGCCGGAGCAGUUGUUCCCUUUCGUAGCUGCGUUUCAGCAGUUUGUGAAGACUUCGCCUGAAAGCUCUCUCCGGGCUGGGCGACGUCUGAUGUUAUUGCUGAGGCUGCUGGAGGGAACACCCUCCUCUGACUCAGGGGACAAAAGGCAGCAGGAAAUACUUUACUGGACUGUGGCACAUAAGAAGCAUUAAUUCUGUUUUUUGUUGUUGUUGUUGUUGUUCUUCUUAUAUUAUGAGUUUAAAACCAAAUGUUGAAUAUUUUGCAGGUUUUCUGUUUUGAAGAUAAUGUGACCACACCAAAGAUUGUUUUUUAAGAAGAAAUCAAUCCGAUAGGUUGCUUACCACUUGGUCCAUAUUUAUGUUUUAUAUGUUUUUAUGUAACCAAAUCCUCUUAUGUUUGCAAAACAGCUGAGAGGCACAUGAUACCGUGUGCUGUUGCUAUUCUCUUUUAGGCUCCAGUCAAAAUAAUGAGUUUGCUUUAGCCUUUAGCUAGAUGAGAGGAAAUCCUCAAUGGUAAAAAAAUAACAUGCCAAUCUGCACCCACCAUUAGCAGUUAUUUUCACAUUUUCAGUCAAGUUUCCUCAUGAAGUCCUCAUAUGUAUUUAGUGUAAAAUGGAACUAAAUCAUAAUGAAUAACAUUAAGUUGGAAGGUGACACGGUCCACAUGUCAGGGUCAUACAAGGUCCAUGUCAAACAUAUGCCUGCUUGGAGCCUUUAGAGGGAACACUGUUAUUCUGUAAUUCCUACGAGUGCCAUUUUCACAACGGUGAAGUAAAACCUUUUUUUUUUUGUUUUUUUUUCUUUAAACAAACUGACUUGUGUUUGUUGUUUUUUGCCAACAUCAGUCACAGUGCAUUUUAACAAUCAUUCACAAAUUUGAAAUUAAAAUUAACAUUUUCCACUU